AUGAAGUUCAUCUGGGUAUUUACCGCUCUUCUCGCUUUCGCUACUGCCAACACAAUCAAUCCGAGCUACCCAGCCAAAGACUUCACGGUCGAUUACAACUGGGAGUGCGGCAAGGUGCUAAACUCUACACUUGACCUCGACGACUGUGAAUACUUGUUGAACUGGCUCGGAACCGCUUCCAAGACUGGUUGGUGGACGAUAGGAACAGCUGAUGUGAUGAAUUGGCACAGUGGUUCUUGCCAAGUAACCAUCAAAUCCGGACCUCUCUCCCACUUUGUCCUCAACAUGAACGGCGCGGAGUUUGGUAAUGUCACUCAGUGGGCGUACAAAGAUAGGUGUACUCUUACGGGGCAACGCAGCAUGAUCGCAGCGAAGAAUUCUAGUUGGACGGCCUACAUUGUUGAGAGUGGUUGGAAUCAUAUGACCGGUGUUUUCUAG
Messenger RNA from Fusarium pseudograminearum CS3096, 438 nucleotides. RefSeq lists its product as uncharacterized. Bases 1 to 438 code for a protein of 145 amino acids. The record is from RefSeq and is a predicted model, not a curated record. The transcript is spliced from 2 exons. NCBI's taxonomy places the organism in Eukaryota, Fungi, Ascomycota, Sordariomycetes, Hypocreales, Nectriaceae.